Messenger RNA from Bombyx mandarina (wild silkworm), 1601 nucleotides. It is a transcript of the gene C/EBP, whose product is annotated as chorion specific C/EBP. Gene Ontology annotation, molecular function: DNA-binding transcription factor activity, RNA polymerase II-specific; RNA polymerase II cis-regulatory region sequence-specific DNA binding. The record is from RefSeq and is a predicted model, not a curated record. NCBI's taxonomy places the organism in Eukaryota, Metazoa, Arthropoda, Insecta, Lepidoptera, Bombycidae. Gene Ontology annotation, biological process: DNA-templated transcription; regulation of transcription by RNA polymerase II.
GCGAGUGCACGCGCGCUCGCCCCGACCCGCUGACUUGCACGUGAUAUCGCGACGCGCAACGCACGCCGACCGCACGGAUUCACACACGGUGCAUGUGCUUUAGUGACGGCUUCUCAGUGCUUUGACGUGGAGGCUCGGGCCGCCGGCGCCGCUGGGCCCGUGAUUGGCCCGAGCGGCGGGAUGGAGUCUCCCCAGAUGUACGAUGCGGCGGCAGCGCCUCCGCCGCCUCCCCAACCAGACCUCAAAAAAGUCGUCGAGGAUAAACGAUCGGCUUUCCCACCACCGGAACUCGACGAGCUCAAUGGGCAGGAGAUCAGCUUGGAUCUGCAACACCUCAUCGAGGAUCAGUUCCGGGGCGAGGAAACGAUGGCCCUCUUUCAGGAAAUUCUACCCGGAGGCCGAUCGCCUCAGCCCCGGUUCACGAGGACGACGCUGGCGUACAUGCCGCAACCGGUCCACUCCGGAGCGUCCUACGCGCCAGUACAAGCCAGCUCGGCACACGAGCAGGCGCCUCCAAUUAAAGAAGAGCCGCCAGAACCUCAGGACUUCCGAAGAACGGUCACAUGCUCGCAAUACACAGGACAAUACAAUCCGCAGCCGCCAGUCGGCGUUAACAAUCCUUACACAGGAAGUUUCACUCCCCUACCGCCUCUGGGAGGACCUCUGCUUCCUCCUCUGCUGAAACACAAACCGGCACCCCCGAGACGAUCCUCAGGCAAAGUAAUAGACAAGGGAACUGACGAAUACAGAAGGCGAAGGGAGCGCAACAACAUAGCCGUGAGGAAAUCCCGGGAAAAGGCUAAAGUACGUUCCCGCGAAGUCGAAGAGAAAGUGAAAACAUUGCUGAGAGAGAAGGAGGCCUUGCUGAAGAGGCUCGAGGCGGUUUCGGGGGAGCUGAGCCUCCACAAGCAGAUGUACGUGCACCUGAUAAACUUGAACCACCCGGAGAUCACGGAGCUGUGCCGGUCGAUGCUGCAGCUGGGAGGCCCGCACUCCCAGGACCACACGCUUUGACCAUAGAUGGAGUCAUACAGCGGAGCCUCAUGGACGCCUCCGUGUGAUAAAAGUAUUAACUAAACUCGAUACAAGCGACAAGUUUAGUUAAAGAAAUUAUAACUAUGUGAUUUUUACUGUUUACUUUUAUUUUAUUUUUUACAUAUACAUGGUUAGGUUAUACAGCGGAUAAGUUUUUUUGUGAAUCGAGGCUAAAAAGUUAAGAGAAUCAUCUUGUUUUUUACUUACUUAUCGUUGUAUGUGACCAGCGAGUCUUCGGCCUAAAGAAGUGAUCUCAAAAGUGUUGGCCGGUGGACGAGUUGCUCUCGCACGAUCACUGCCAUUGUAAACAAAACCCUGUCUAUGACAACGCAGAGUCUGAUUUUCACCGCGCAUCAUAUCAUUUCAUAAUAGCCAAAACGAUGCUAGUUUAGCUAAAUUUUUUCAACAGAUCGACCACAAUCGUAAAUCGUACGUACAGAUUUGUUUAGACAACAAAAAAUCACGCAAUAUUUCAUAGAUCUAUUUGUUUCAGUCAUGCAUUCAUGAAUAUUGAGACUGAUAUUAUAUACAUAAUAAUAAUGAGCAGUUCAAAGAAUGUUUGUACA